Molecule: messenger RNA, 537 nt
Organism: Spinacia oleracea (spinach)
Lineage: Eukaryota; Viridiplantae; Streptophyta; Magnoliopsida; Caryophyllales; Amaranthaceae
Exons: 1
Coding region: 1-537 (178 amino acids)
Source: RefSeq, a predicted model, not a curated record
AUGGAUGAAAAAUCAAUUCCCCACCCUGCUCUCUUCGUAAGCAACAUUAAGACUUUGAUUCCAGUCACUUUGGAGAUGGAAACUUCACAAUAUAGUUCGUGGGCUGAACUCUUUAAGAUUCAUGCUAGGGCCUUCUUAGCCCUCGACCACAUAUUAUCGUCCGAAGCACACCAUGAAGAUGUUGUUGUGGACAAGGCCCUGUGGUCUCGCGUUGACUCCGUGGUUCUCCAAUGGCUAUACGUGACGAUAUCUAAUGAUCUUCUAAAUACGAUCAUAGCACCAGACAUUACGGCUCAACAAGCGUGGGCUCGCUUGAAGGAUAUUUUUCGGGACAACCAAAAUUCACGGGCCGUUCGUCUCGAACACCAUUUCUCCACUAUCACCAUGGAAGACUUCCCUACUGCCAUGGCUUAUUGCCAGAAACUCAAGAUGGUGGCUGAUCAGUUGGCGAAUGUUGGAGCUCCGGUUUCAAACCACCGUCUUCUUCUUCGUCUUAUUGCAGGCCUUCCCCUGUCGUACCCAAGCUUGGUGUCAUAA